Molecule: messenger RNA, 697 nt
Organism: Didymella exigua CBS 183.55
Lineage: Eukaryota; Fungi; Ascomycota; Dothideomycetes; Pleosporales; Didymellaceae
Exons: 1
Coding region: 95-457 (120 amino acids)
Source: RefSeq, a predicted model, not a curated record
UCUGCUACUGGCGCGCCAAUAUGGAGUUCGCCAAUGCCAGCACUAAGAUCAUGGCUGGCCUGCUUAUCAGUACAUCUUUCAUUUCUGUCGCUACAUGAGGGUACUGGCAAAUUUCGGCCGUGUAGUAAUCAGUUCGGGAAUACUAUUUUGUCGCGCGCUGCCGCGCGCUCGGCCUCGUGAGGCUCAAGCCUCUCAUGAGCCACGAGCUCCCAUCUUCGUAUUGGCUGGGCCACGUGAUCGCUCAUCUCUCCUCUGUAUAGAUACACGUGUCAUCUUCUCGAUUGCAAGGACAGUGGUCUCACACAAUAGAUCACCGGAAUACUUGCUCUCCAGCUCGUCACAUAUUUCAAAUGCAAUUAUGACCAUUCUUGACGUAAGAAGCCAAGAUCCAAUCAACAUCGGCCUCGAAGAUCAAACUUCGCGAAGACGCGUUCCCUGCUGCUGUGCAGACCAUUGAUACAGCGAACACUUGCGUGCUGUUCAAGCUAUUCCAUUCAUGUGAGAAGAGCAGUCAGCCAUGGUGCGCUAGCGCGAUCGCCGGCCCACAGUUGCCGAAGACUGCGUCAUGUUCGAGGCCUAUGCACGAUUGUGCCUGGAGCUUUAAGCGUCCUGCUGAUACCUACAAGUGAUCUCUGGCCUAUGUCGUGGAAUCGCUACUUGUCUCCUCUACCUCGCGAUUCUCCGUAGUUUGAGGCCU